Halteromyces radiatus is the source of this 966-nucleotide messenger RNA. RefSeq lists its product as uncharacterized. NCBI's taxonomy places the organism in Eukaryota, Fungi, Mucoromycota, Mucoromycetes, Mucorales, Cunninghamellaceae. The record is from RefSeq and is a predicted model, not a curated record. Gene Ontology annotation, molecular function: nucleic acid binding. Gene Ontology annotation, cellular component: kinetochore. The transcript is spliced from 5 exons. Bases 35 to 865 code for a protein of 276 amino acids.
CUUUUAUACAUUGCUUAGAUAGAAUUAUUUUAACAUGUCAAAUAAUAACAGUAUCAUCAACGACGAAGAGGAUGAUUAUAUGUCUACUGCCAUCUUGGAACAGGCUGCAGAAAUGGACAAGAAGCUUCGAACGAAGACCUAUAGUGAACGACGACGCGAACAGCUAAGAGAACAACAGAAAAAGGCAUAUAUCAAACCUCGGAAACAGCUAGAACAAGAAGCAAGAGAACAAGGUCUACAGAAAAAAAUGACGGACGAUAACAAGGGUAUGAAAAUGAUGCUGAAAAUGGGAUUCAAACAAGGGUCAGCAUUAGGAAAAGAAAGUCAAGUAGGAAUUCACGAACCUCUUGGAGUGCAAUUGAAACAAGAUAGAAGCGGUUUAGGAAUGGACAGUUUAUUGAAACGGAAAAGAGAUGAACAAGCACAAGAAGAAUUAGAAAAACGAAAGAAACUUGAUAUGGAUCCUGAACAAUUCCGAGAAUUGAUGGCUACAAAGGCGAAAAAAGGCAAAAGGUCACGACAAAUCAACGCAGCUGCUCAUCUUUGUAAAGAAAGGGAUGAAAGUAAGGGAAUCAAUGCCAAUAUCCUCUGGGUUCUUAUACCCAAAAAAUCCGAAGAUCAAGAAGAAGAAGAAGAUCAAGACGAAUAUCAAGAAAACAAGGAGACAACAAAUGAAAAUGAUCAUGGAAUCUAUCCAGAUGAAGAGAUGGAAGAAUUGAAAUCCCUUCCGUUGGAUGAUCAAUUGACCAAAAUAGUGGAUUACUUACGAACACAACACAACUAUUGUUUCUGGUGCGCAGCGCAAUAUGAAAAUGAAAAUGAUUUGGAUACCCAUUGCCCUGGUUUAACUGAAGAAGAACAUUGAACAUCUCCUUCCCUAGUUAUAGUCUUUACACUUGUACAUAUUUUUUAAUAUACCAUUGUAUAUAUAUAUAUAUAUUUAUGAAUAAACUUUAUAGUAUGCAG